AUGGAUAAUUGCGAUCCAAUCUUAACACCAGUAGAUGAGAGAUUGAAGUUGACAAGAGAAGGGUCAGGAGAACUUGUGAAUUCAAAAGACUUUAAAGGUCUUGUUGGAUGUCUUAGAUAUCUGACUGCUACAAGACCUGACAUUGUGUAUGCAUUUGGUUUGGUAAGUAGAUUUAUGGAAGAACCCAGACAAUCACAUUUACAAGCUGCAAAACGUAUUCUGAGAUAUGUUAGAGGACCAACUAGUUUGGGAAUUCUCUAUAAUGUUUCAGAAGAUCCAAAAUUAGUUGGAUUUACUGAUAGUUAUUGGGCUGGUGAUACAGAAGGAAGAAACAUCACAUCAGGUUAUGGAUUUCAGUUAGGAACUGGUUUUUUCUCCUGGUCAUCAAACAAGCAACAAGUUGUUGCUCUGUCUACAACAGAAAAUGGAUAUAUAGAUGCUACUAACUGUGCUACACAAGCUGUGUAG
Molecule: messenger RNA, 468 nt
Organism: Papaver somniferum (opium poppy)
Lineage: Eukaryota; Viridiplantae; Streptophyta; Magnoliopsida; Ranunculales; Papaveraceae
Exons: 1
Coding region: 1-468 (155 amino acids)
Source: RefSeq, a predicted model, not a curated record